AUGACCAAGUUCGAGUGCCCAGCAUGCAAAACACCUGCGCUAUCAUAUCAAGGAUACCGGACGCACCUUCGUCUCAGCCAGAACCCAGCUUGUCAACAGCUAUUUCAUCUUCUCCACUCCUAUGUUCCUUCAGAUUCCUCAGAUUCAGACGAGUUGACAGAACCUGAAGAUAAUCCCGACAAUGACGUCCACCCAGUCACCUUCGAAGGCGACUACUUCGGUUCCUCGUACACACCGGAAGACUUUGGACAGAGUCAAGAUGCCGAAGAAACUGUUGCAAAUUGCCAGGGAAGUUUGCCGGAUCUCAAUCUAGAUAGCGACAGCAGUGACGAGGAAGAAUACAAUACGGACAUUGAUGCAGCAGAGCAGGCAAUCCUCGAAGUUUUGCCAGAGACUUCAAGGGGUGCACCUGCUUUAACGCCAUAUCAGGACAAUGGAGAUGAGCAAAGCGGAGUUGAGGAAUUCUCGUCAAGUUCGAUUCGAAGGCAGGCGAUCGACGAAAGGUUGCGAAAUGCAAUCCAUAUCGAAAAAUUCCCCUCUGCACUUGCAGGCGCACCUAUACAUCAACGCCGUCAGGAUAACGACUUGAGAUAUCAGGCUGAUGUCUCAGAUGAAACGAACAACUUGUACGCACCUUGUUCAUCGAGGCUGGAGUGGGAGUUUGUGAGAUGGGCCAAACUACGUGGACCAGGAGCCACGGCCAUGACAGAGCUGUUGAAAAUAGACGGGUUCUCAGAACGACUCGGGCUCUCAUUCACCACUAAUAACGGCCUAAACACCCUCAUAGAUACUCUCCCUGACCGUCCUCGCUUCUGUCGUGAGGAAAUCCUCAUCGCUGGCCACUCUUUUGAGUUUUACUACCGCAAUAUUAUCGAUUGUAUCAAAGCUCUUUGGGGUGACCCAGAAUUUGCGCCAUACCUUGUCUUCGCACCCGAGCGUCAUUAUCAAGAUCGAGAAAAAGAGGUUAGAUUGUAUCAUGAGAUGCACACAGGGGAUUGGUGGUGGGAAAUACAGGAAGAAUUCGAGAAGAGUCACUCAGGCGCAACUAUCAUCCCGGUUAUAAUUUCAUCCGACAAAACACAGGUCACACUCUUUCGAAACAAGACCGCCUAUCCAGUCUACAUGACAAUCGGAAAUUUACCGAAGUUCAUACGUCGCAAACCAUCACGAUACGCCCAAAUCCUUAUUGCAUAUCUCCCCACAACAAAACUCACCCAAAUCAAAGUUAAAGCCAGCCGGCGCCGAAUCCUUGCCAAUCUUUUCCAUACGUGCAUGUCGUUUGUCAUCAAUCCACUCAUUCCUGCAGGGAAAGAUGGCAUGAAUUUAUCGAGUGGGGAUGGUGCUGUUCGACGAGGUUUCCCUAUUUUUGCAGGAUUUGUUGGUGACUACCCAGAACAGCUACUAGUUACUGCUCGUAAGAACAGUGAAUGCCCAGUUGGAGAUGCUGAGAGGGAUGAACUUGGGGAUCUUGAUAGUGAAUGCAUUCCCCGAGAUAUUGUACCUCUUCGACAGGCAUUGCGUUCGGUCAAAAACGGGUACGAUGCCUUUUACAAAGCAUGUUCUGCAGCUGGGAUCAAGCCAGUUCAGAACGUUUUUUGGCUUAACCUUCCCCACACAAAUAUCCAUUUAUGCAUCACUCCCGAUGUUCUCCACCAGCUGUUCCAAGGUACUGAGCAUGCUCAAAUAUGUCAGCUUAUGCUCGGCAUUGUUAUUGACAUGCGGCUCCCAAAUGGACUUUCAUCAGACCGUCUCAUCCAUGCUGUGCGUUCCGUUCUAGAUUUUCUAUAUUUGGCUCAAUACCCUGUUCACUCCACCGAGACUCUCAAAAGUCUAGACAACGUUCUCCAACGAUUCCAUGACAACAAGCAAAUCUUCGUUGAUUUGGGGAUUCGACAGCAUUUCAAUAUUCCGAAAAUUCACUACUGCAAACAUUACACUUCAUUUAUCAAGCGUCUCGGCACCACCGACAACUACAGCACAGAGUAUACCGAGCGGCUCCAUAUUGACACCACUAAGGAUGCGUAUGCUGCCACAAAUCGGAAAGACGAGUUUCGCCAAAUGACUGUGUGGCUCGAACGAAAGGAGAAGGUAGCACAGCAUGAUCAUUACAUACAGAGAAGGCUUGAAGGCACGACAAUUCCCUCCACAUUUGACCUCGUCAUGAUGCGACACCCACCAGUCCUUGUUCCUCAUCGUGAACUCCUCAUGUCGAAGCAUCCCUCAGUUGCCUCAGUCACUUUCAGUCGGCUGUUGUCUGCUUAUGGUACCAAAGACUUUGAGUACUGCUUGACUGAGUAUGUUGUGAAAGCGCAGGCACCUGAUCAUCAUUUCACUGCAGCUUCCCUUCGGGUUGCCAUUGAUAGAAUUGGGUUCGUCCCGUUCUACAAGGUAGCCGUCUAUCAUCGAAUCAAGUUCACCGAACAUGAUCCUUAUAGUACUACACGGAGUACCGAGUUUGUUGCGGAUGCUAUUCAUGUGGAACCUGAACGAAAGGAUAAAUAUGGACGACCUGUUCCUGGGCGAUUCGAUACAGUGCUCAUCAAGGUGAAUAGUAAUAAUGAUUUCAGUGGGGUGAAAGGCUAUCGGGUUGGUCAGGUCCGAUGUGUUUUCACACUACCAAAGGCUGCUCUGAAGGAAUGGUUUCCGUUACCACAUGUACAACCAGCAAAGUACUUGGUGUACAUUGAUUGGUUUACGCAGUUCAAGCAUGGGCCAGAGCCAAAUCACCUUAUGUACAAGGUGUGUCAUGCAUUCCGACCUGGUGAAGACGCCCGUCUUGCCAGUGUGGUUCCUGUAGAAAAUAUUCAUCAAAGUGUCCAUCUUUACCCAAAGUUUGGGCCAGUCGCACCUCAGGAAUGGAAAUCAAGUAAUGUACUGGACUAUUGUGAUACUUUUUUCCUCAACGACUUCCUUGAUCGUUCUACUUAUGCUACUGUGUACUAAUACUCAAUACUAUUGGUGUUUCUUAUUGUACCUGUGAGAGAAAUGAAAAGGGUUACUCCAAAAAGAUUCUAAUUUGUACAAAUUGGUCCCAAUUUUUUUCUGAGGGUCUAGACAGCAUCCUAAUUUGAACAAAUUUGUGCCAAGCAGACAAAAUAGUGCAGAUUAUCAAGGUUAGUCAAAUCCGUACAAAUUUGAACCAAUUAGCAUUUCGGGUUUUUCCUGAUGCAACGAGGGAACACCGCGGUCGUCAUUACUGACAGUGUUACCGGGCGUGCGUACACCGGGUGUAGGUGCACGACUAGCAGACGGGAUAGUAACGAAGGACUCACCAUUACUGUCGAGCUGUCCAGAGCUCGAAGUAUUGUUAACAGCGGUUGGGGCCGUUUGGGCAACACUGCCGCUUCGAAGAUUAUAGCGAACAGACAUAUUUUUCGAGAGAGCAGAGAGAAACCGUGUGCCGGAGGUGGGAGCUUCGGGUUGAUCAGACCAGAGAGAAAUCCAAGCCGCCGACGACGUUGAGAGAGAGAGAGAGGAGAGAGAAGCUAGUAGAGUGGUGUUGAGAGUUCAAAAUAUGUGGGGGCAGCGUCGUGAAACGGUGACCACACACGAGAGAGAAGAAGAGCCGCUCGAGAGAACUGAGAUAACC
Marasmius oreades (fairy-ring Marasmius) is the source of this 3589-nucleotide messenger RNA. RefSeq lists its product as uncharacterized. The record is from RefSeq and is a predicted model, not a curated record. Lineage: Eukaryota; Fungi; Basidiomycota; Agaricomycetes; Agaricales; Marasmiaceae. The coding region runs from base 1 to 2943 and encodes 980 amino acids. The transcript has 5 exons.